Scophthalmus maximus (turbot) is the source of this 3061-nucleotide messenger RNA. RefSeq names its product microtubule-associated protein, RP/EB family, member 2 (gene mapre2). The record is from RefSeq and is a predicted model, not a curated record. Bases 721 to 1734 code for a protein of 337 amino acids. Gene Ontology annotation, molecular function: microtubule plus-end binding. Lineage: Eukaryota; Metazoa; Chordata; Actinopteri; Pleuronectiformes; Scophthalmidae. Gene Ontology annotation, cellular component: microtubule plus-end; spindle midzone; cytoplasmic microtubule. The transcript is spliced from 8 exons. Gene Ontology annotation, biological process: protein localization to microtubule plus-end; spindle assembly; regulation of microtubule polymerization or depolymerization.
UGAUCUCACACAGUCAACCACGACACCCGCCGAUAACCCGGACGACAUUGCACUAUAUGUAUUCUCUCCAUACACACAGAAUAUAAACUGAGUGGUGCUUUAUUGUCAUCACGUAUUACAACCCUCCACCCCCUUCCUCAAAUUUCUGAGGCGGCGCUGCCUCCGCUGACGGAGCCGCGUUUACGUUGGAGGGUGGGGUGACUCAGCCGGAAAGAAGCCUUUCUCUUUUUUUUUUUCUUCCUCUCUCUCCACUUUAUCACCUUGUUGUAAGUAACCUGCGGGAGGCAGCGCACUGGGUUAUUGUCUCCUGAGCAUCCGAUGAGUGGCCUCGCCCCAAAAACCAGCCACCACAACAAAAGCAACCGUCGCACAGUUGCUGUGCAUGUCAAAGGCGACGAGCACGAAGCACCACGCAUUGAUCUGACCGGUGAUGAGGCUCGUUUAGAUCCCCAGUGAUCAAUGUGAUGUGGUGGACUGAAAUAACCCACCCUACGGAGCAGGCGGCCCGGCCCCGCGGUCACGUGGUGCAGGCUGCAGCGACGUCACUCGGCCAGAGAUUUGUGAAGAACAGGCAGACGGAGGCAGAGAGCUCCGGAGGUGCGGCACUUUUCUUAGCAUUCGCAUCGUCCCUGUCGUUUGUUGGCCCUUUUUUUUUUUCUUGUUUUCCUCUCACGGCCUGACGGAGAACAGAGUCUCUGUUCGACAUCUUUGGACACGCAAAUGCCCGGUCCCACCCAAGCCCUUUCCCCAAAUGGAGAGAAUAACAACGACAUCGUCCCGGACAACGGAACCAACAUCAUUCCUUACAGGAAAAACACGGUGCGGGGAGAGCGCGCCUACAGUUGGGGGAUGGCGGUCAACGUAUAUUCUACCUCAAUAACCCAGGAGACUAUGAGCAGGCAUGACAUCACUGCCUGGGUUAACGAUAUUCUCUGUCUAAACUAUACGAAAGUGGAGCAGCUCUCCUCAGGGGCUGCCUAUUGCCAGUUCAUGGAUCUGCUCUUCCCUGGCUGCAUCAGUCUUAAGAAGGUGAAGUUCCAAGCUAAAUUGGAGCACGAGUACAUUCACAAUUUCAAACUGUUACAGGCAUCCUUCAAAAGAGUGAACGUGGACAAGAUUAUUCCUGUGGAGAAACUGGUCAAAGGCAGAUUUCAGGACAAUCUUGAUUUCAUCCAGUGGUUUAAGAAGUUCUUUGAUGCUAAUUACGACGGUAAAGAGUAUGACCCGGUCACAGCCAGACAGGGUCAGGAUGCCAUCCCCCCACCGGACCCUGGUGAGCAGAUCUUCAACCUGCCAAAGAAGUCCCACCAGGCAGCCAGCUCCCCUACUGCAGGAGCAUCAAGGUCAAGCUCUACAACCCCCAAGUCCUCAACACCAACAUCCCGACCCUCAUCUGCCAAAAAGGUCCCUGUUACAACAACUCCUGCCAAGGGGGAGAAAGAACUGGAAGCACAGGUCACACAUCUUACCGAUCAGGUGGACACAUUAAAGUUGGCACUGGAAGGGGUGGAAAAAGAGCGGGACUACUACUUCAGCAAGCUGCGAGAGGUGGAGCUGCUGUGCCAGGAACAGGGCGAAGAAAGUGCCCCGUUUGUCGACCGGCUAAUGGAGGUCCUUUACGCCUCAGACGAGCAGGAGAGUGUGGAGCUGGCUGCUGGUGACGGACAGGAAGUGGACCAGCAAGCGCACGAGGAGGCACCAGAUGAUCAGCAGGAGGAACAGGAUGAAUACUGACUGCCAUCAACCCUCACUUGCAGUCACACCCCUCUUUUUAAUAUGUGAGAACUGUUAAAAGGAUUUUUAAUUUUUCCUCAUGGUUUAUGUUUUUGUUUUCUCCAAGACUGAGCACAUGAAGCAACCUCCUGAAUAGAAGCCCCAUCACAGUUUUUACCAAUUUUUUUGUAUCCCUCUGCUCACUGUUCAAUGUUUUUUGUGACUUUUGCUGAAAUGCUGUGGGAGGUUUGUGGUGACGACCUCCACCAGCAGACAAGCUCAGACCAUCACAGAAGUUUCCGAGGACUGUGUGCGUGGAAGAGUCAAUUCAAAUCCUGCGGUAGAUGUGAUGAAAUGCUGAAGUUUAGACGGGUAACUCUUACCUGUCCGUGCAAGUGUUAACCGCCCAGCUUCUGUUCUUCUUCAUUUCAUGUUGUUUUUAUUUUGCAUAUCAACAAUAUUAAUCACAAGAAUUGCAAUAAGCAAGGCCCUGAAAGGGCUAGUAGUAGCUCUUAUUUAACCUCCUUCCACAUGUUGCACUGACAUUUGACUCUGUAUUGGACAAUCUGUCCAUAGACCCUAACCAUAUUUAUUAUUGCAAAGCCUUAGGUAUAGUGCAAGACUCUUAAUUACAUCCUCGUGAAGGAGGACGUCACAGUCGACGAAUUGUGAAUAAAAUGUAGUAUAAAGCCAAUUUAUGACCGUUUGACAGCUAUCCUCACAAAUUCCAACAUUUCAGAUAAUCGGUGUGCUCCACAGUGUACAGUACGUUCCUCACACCGUACAAGGUGGUUUGGUAUUAGAAUUUACUUGGUAUGCCAUAAACAUAGGUAAGGAUAAAGAAGAAGAACAUUAUUGUGGACUAGUCUUACUUAAAUGCAGCAUUUUAAUUUUUAAACCUCAGCUGGAACCUGUGGUCUGUUCAGAUUUCAGCCGUUUUUUUUAACCACAGGUCUUAGGGAGAUGAGUCUGUUCACUGAGUAAUUUGCCAUGCUAUAUUCCAGUAAGUACAUUGUAUACCCCUUCUUAAUAUUGCAUUUACUAAUAUUGAACUGGGCAGUGCACCAUAAUGCUUUAGUCAUAUAUUAUUGUGUAAAUGAAAAGGAAUGUAAACUUGUACUGUCAAUAAUUAAUGAAUGGUAAAUGUUUUUUUUCAUGUCCCACUCAUUAUGCAUUCCCCAAAAACGUGUUGCAUGUUUGCAUUUUAUUUGUGAAUAACUUGACCUGCUUUUUACAUAUUUAAUAAAAAAAAAAAGUACUUUAAGUGAGCUUUUGUAUGUUUACCUGCUAUUUGAAAGAUGUUGAGAUUCGGAUGGAUUUGCUGUAAUAAAAUUACGUUUUGAGUCCA